GCGGCGGAGGAGGAGGAGAAAGAGGCGGCGGCGGCUGAGGCGACUGAGAUUGGGGAGUCCGAACGGGGGAGGCCGGUGCUGGUGGCGGUUGUCCUCUGGGGUGGGGUGCGAGGGGUGUCGCCUUCGUCGUCACCAUCCUCCUCCCCGUCACCCGUGAGGGAGGUGCGCGCGGCCCCGCCCGCGGAGGGCAGCGAGGAGCGCCGGCGGCCUCCGGCCCGGCCCGCCCUCGCCGCCUCCCUUCGGCCCUCCCCGCACCGGAGCGGACUGGGCGGGCGCAGGGCGGGCGAGGGGCCUUGGCGGCGGCGGCAGCGACAUCGGCCGCGGAGAACGAGAAGGACCUGAAGGUGAUCCAUGCUGAAAAGGCUCCAUUCAUACAGAUGAGCCCAGGGUCGAGGUGGCACUUUAAACCCAGAUAGUCGGUUGGCUAACUGCCCAGCAGAAUGCCAUCCACCAGCCGAGCGGGCAGCCUGAAGGACCCCGAGAUUGCAGAGCUCUUCUUCAAAGAAGACCCAGAGAAGCUCUUCACGGAUCUCCGAGAGAUCGGCCAUGGAAGCUUUGGAGCUGUUUAUUUUGCACAUGAUGUGCGCACCAAUGAAGUGGUGGCCAUCAAGAAAAUGUCUUACAGUGGGAAGCAAUCCAAUGAGAAAUGGCAGGAUAUCAUUAAAGAAGUCAAGUUCCUACAAAGAAUUAAACAUCCAAACAGUAUAGAAUACAAAGGCUGCUAUUUGCGGGAGCAUACAGCAUGGCUUGUUAUGGAAUACUGUUUAGGAUCAGCAUCAGAUUUAUUAGAAGUCCAUAAAAAGCCAUUGCAAGAGCUGGAAAUUGCUGCAAUUACCCACGGUGCUCUCCAAGGUUUAGCAUACUUGCAUUCUCACAACAUGAUCCAUAGAGAUAUCAAGGCAGGAAACAUCCUACUGACGGAACCAGGCCAGGUGAAACUCGCUGACUUUGGAUCUGCUUCCAUAGCAUCUCCUGCCAAUUCGUUUGUGGGGACACCAUAUUGGAUGGCCCCGGAAGUGAUUUUAGCCAUGGAUGAAGGGCAAUAUGAUGGUAAAGUUGACGUGUGGUCACUUGGGAUAACGUGUAUUGAAUUAGCGGAAAGGAAGCCUCCCUUGUUUAAUAUGAACGCAAUGAGUGCCUUAUAUCACAUAGCGCAGAAUGAAUCCCCUACACUCCAGUCCAAUGAAUGGUCUGAUUAUUUUCGAAACUUUGUAGAUUCUUGCCUCCAGAAAAUCCCCCAAGACAGGCCUACAUCGGAGGAGCUCCUGAAGCACGUGUUUGUCCUCCGGGAGCGCCCUGAGACAGUGUUAAUAGACCUGAUCCAGAGAACAAAGGAUGCAGUCAGAGAACUGGACAAUCUUCAGUAUCGCAAGAUGAAGAAACUCCUCUUCCAGGAGGCGCACAACGGGCCCGCGGUGGAAACCCAGGAGGAAGAGGAGGAGCAAGACCACGGCAUGGGCCGGACGGGAACAGUGAACAGUGUCGGGAGCAACCAGUCCAUCCCCAGCAUGUCCAUUAGUGCCAGUAGCCAAAGCAGUAGUGUUAAUAGUCUUCCAGAUGCCUCGGACGACAGGAGCGAGCUGGACAUGAUGGAGGGUGACCACACGGUGAUGUCCAACAGCUCCGUCAUCCACUUGAAGCCGGAUGAAGAAAACUACAGGGAGGAUCCGGACCCCCGAUCGAGAGCGUCGGAACCCCAAGUGUCUCCACCCCAAGUGUCUCGCCACAGAUCCCACUACCGCAACCGAGAGCACUUUGCUACUAUACGCACAGCGUCACUGGUGACGAGGCAGAUGCAGGAGCACGAGCAAGACUCGGAGCUCCGGGAGCAGAUGUCCGGCUACAAGCGGAUGCGGCGGCAGCACCAGAAGCAGCUGAUGGCCCUGGAGAACAAGCUGAAGGCCGAGAUGGACGAGCACCGCCUGCGGCUGGACAAGGACCUGGAGACCCAGCGCAACAACUUUGCGGCGGAGAUGGAGAAGCUCAUCAAGAAGCACCAGGCGGCAAUGGAGAAGGAGGUAGGGGGCAGCUGCUUCCGCACAGCUUCUCCGGCGAAAAUCAUGGCCAACGAAGAGAAGAAGUUUCAGCAGCACAUUCAAGCCCAGCAGAAGAAAGAGCUGAACAGCUUCCUGGAAUCCCAGAAAAGAGAGUAUAAACUGCGCAAGGAACAGCUCAAAGAGGAGCUGAAUGAGAACCAGAGCACUCCCAAGAAGGAGAAGCAGGAGUGGCUGUCCAAGCAGAAGGAGAACAUCCAGCACUUCCAGGCGGAGGAGGAGGCCAACCUGCUCCGGCGGCAGCGGCAGUACUUGGAGCUGGAGUGCCGCCGCUUCAAGCGGCGGAUGCUGCUGGGGCGCCACAACCUGGAGCAGGACCUUGUCCGGGAGGAGCUGAACAAGCGCCAGACACAGAAGGACCUGGAGCAUGCCAUGCUGCUGCGCCAGCACGAGUCCAUGCAAGAGCUGGAGUUCCGGCACCUCAACACCAUCCAGAAGAUGCGCUGCGAGCUCAUCCGGCUCCAGCACCAGACAGAGCUCACCAACCAGCUGGAGUAUAACAAGCGGCGGGAGAGGGAGCUGCGGCGCAAGCAUGUCAUGGAGGUGCGGCAGCAGCCCAAGAGCCUCAAGUCUAAAGAGCUCCAGAUCAAGAAGCAGUUCCAGGAUACGUGCAAGAUCCAGACCCGGCAGUACAAGGCGUUGCGGAACCACCUGCUGGAGACCACCCCCAAGAGUGAGCACAAGGCUGUCUUGAAGAGGCUCAAGGAGGAGCAGACCCGAAAGCUGGCCAUCCUGGCAGAGCAGUACGACCACAGCAUCAAUGAGAUGCUCUCCACGCAGGCUCUGCGAUUGGACGAGGCGCAGGAAGCAGAGUGUCAGGUCUUGAAGAUGCAGCUGCAGCAGGAACUGGAGCUGCUCAACGCCUAUCAGAGCAAGAUCAAGAUGCAGGCAGAGGCUCAGCACGACCGGGAGCUGCAUGAGCUGGAGCAGCGGGUGUCCCUGCGCAGGGCCCUCCUGGAGCAGAAGAUCGAGGAGGAGAUGCUGGCCUUGCAGAACGAGCGCACAGAGCGGAUCCGAAGCCUGCUGGAGCGCCAGGCCCGGGAGAUUGAGGCGUUUGACUCGGAGAGCAUGCGGCUGGGCUUCAGCAACAUGGUCCUCUCGAACCUCUCCCCAGAGGCGUUCAGCCACAGCUACCCGGGAGCUUCCAGCUGGUCCCACCACCCUUCUGGGGGCGCAGGGCCCCACUGGGGUCACCCCAUAGGUGGUCCGCCGCAAGCAUGGGGCCACCCAAUGCAGGGCGGCCCCCAGCCAUGGGGUCACCCCUCUGGGCCCAUGCAGGGGGUCCCCCGGGGGAGCUCGCUGGGGGUCCGCAACAGCCCCCAGGCUCUGAGGCGGACGUCCUCCGGGGGACGGACGGAGCCGGGCAUGAGCAGGAGCACGAGCGUCACGUCGCAAAUAUCCAAUGGGUCACACAUGUCUUAUACAUAAUAGCUUCGAGAGGUCUGUCCCUGAGGGUGGCAAGUCCACUGGAGCUGUCUGCCAACAGAAGCUGCCAAGGGGCAACCCCACCCCCCUCCCUGGGAGCCCAGACCCGGGCAGCACGGACUCCGGGUGCUGACUGGCGAGCGUGUUCAUUUCGGGCAGCAUUUAAUGUUUUGGGUUUACUAAUUGGGAUGUCAUAGUAUUUGGCUGCAGAGUCUCUCUUAGCUUCUUUAAGAAAAAGGAAAGAUUAUUUUAAAGAAAGCGGUUUGGAGUCUGGGAGAGAGGUGCAGCUUUUCCAGUGGCAAGGGGUCAGGGGAGGCCAUUCUCUCUAACAGAGGGAAGGAAGGAAGGAAGGAAGGAAGGAAGGAAGGAAGGAAGGAAGGAAGGAAGGAAGGAAGGAAGGAAGGAAGGAAGGAAGGAAGGGUCGGUCUCCCCUAUUCCAAGCUCCUGGUGAAUUAGGCACAUUGGGAGGGCAAACCCCGUGGGUUCUUGGUUCUCUCUCUCUGUAUUUAAAUGCCCCUCCCCUCCCCCUGCUUCAUUGCUACGAAGGGACUCGGGGGAAGGUGUGCCACUAAAGAGAGGAGGUCCAGGAGGGCGAGGGGAACCGCGCCUGCUGAUAGAAGCUGGGGGGGGGGAGAAAGGGGGCAAGCAGACAGCUCUGGACACUCCACCCCCCCUGCUGGCGCAUGCUGUCUCCCCGUUGCACUAAGGUGAAGCCGCUCGCUUGGAGCACACCUGAUUGCUUGGACAGAACUGCACUAGUCAAAUGCACCUGCUAGAAACCUGUUUGCAGUUCAGCCCAACAGGCUGUGUUGUGUUGUGUGUGUGUGUGUGUGUGUGUGUGUGUGUGUAUGGUUGUGUGGUUGCUGGAGGGGGAAGAGGCAAGGCCAGGGAGGGUCUGCUCUUUUCUAGCUUAAUACUGUGACAUCUCACGUUAGUCAAGCAUCAGAACAAUUCGCGAGGCGCCCGGGAUCGCACCCCCUCCCCUGCCUGCCUGCCUGCUCUGCUCUUCAGAAACUUCUAUAUAUAUAUAUAUAUAUAUAAAAGACUUUCAAACCAGCCAGUCCAAAUUUCCAGAGGUAUUGUGAUUGAUGCCAUAAGUUUCAGACAUGCCAUUUAGGGCAGGCAAGGAGAUCUCUCUCUCCUUUCUGACACUACAUAUUUUAUUUUAUUUUAUGCCAGAUUUAUUUGGGGGGGGGGGCUAACCUUGGGCUUGCCACAGUUUUUCCCUCGUUUACAUGUAAAGCUGUAGCCAACGUGUUUCCAAGUGUGUUUUAGUUGCCAUGGGGCGGGGGGGGGGGUUCGCCUCUCUUUCCCUGCUGCUGACCAGCCUGUUAAGCUGCCUCCAUUGACGUUUUGAGUUCUCGGGAGGUGGGGGACCCCCCCACACACCGUUUUUAAAAGCCAUUUGCAACUGCUUUUGGUGACCUUUUGCCCAGAGGCUCUGCUUCCAAAGAGCCUCUGUACAUGCUCACACACACAUAUGUAGAUUUCUGGGGCUGGAGGACAAGGUUUUUGGGAGAGCUAGACACACCCCUCUCCUUUUGCGCUCAGGAUCUUUGGGACCUCAGUUGCCAAGGCAGCAAAAGAGGUACCGUGACUCAACCCCGGGGCUAAGCAGGGAGCAGCUUGGCCUGAGGUUACAAGGAAAGGAAAAGAAAGAAAGAGAUUCUCACUACAGGAGCUGCUUCCCUCAGCUAUUCUUUGUAAAAAAAAAAUUAAAAAAUCCCUUGCACAUUUAAGCAAAUGAAACACUAGCUAACUAACUCUAGAAUUUUUUAUUUUGCCUUUUAACACAUCUUAUAGGGCUCAGAAUUGCAAGGUUUCUUCCGAAUGUGUUUGGUGUCCAACGCGACAUCCUUGUAUAGAAAAAUACUCUAAUGUCUUUCACACUGCAGCUCAGUUCCUUUUUUUAUCAGUGUGACUUCUCCUUUUUUAAAAAAAAAUCUUAGCUAAAUUAAAAAAACAACCACUCCAGAUCCUCUCUCUCUCUCUCUCUCUCUCUCUCCUUCUUUCCCUCCCUCCCCCUCUCUCCCCCUCCAGAUCUUUGGUUGAUCAUAGCACUGGGAACAAGCAGGAGGCCACUAAGCCAAAUCAGCUCCUUCCAAGGGCGGGGGGGGGGGGAGAGGGAUGGGUGAGGAGAAUCUUGACUUGGGCACCAUUGUCCUCCACUUAGCAUAUUAGUGACUCUCUGGAAAGGGUUGCAGUGGGCAAACCCCCUUUUGCCUAUGUGUUCUGUGUAUCUCCGUGAGAAAGAUCUCAGUAGUGCUCAGAUCCUUCCUAGCGAAACUAACUUAACAGAGAGGACAACUCUCAUCCCUCUUCUCUUUUCCAGUUGACAUGAAAUUUGAACUAGUUAACUUAUUUUUAGAAGGGGGAGGGGAGAGCGGAAAAGAAGAACAUUGUCAUUUAACUCCAAAAGGCCCUUCCACCCUAGACAACCUGGAAUGGGUCUCCAUUUCUAGGCAGUACCACAUCAGUAACAUGGUGCUAAUAUUGAAUGUUUUUCUCUGGGUGGGGGCAAAGAGGGGAACACCUCUCGUUCCCAAGCAUGUCCACAAACACACAGACCAAGGAGCAAUGAUAUGAGCCAGCCUUGGCCAAGCUGGGACCCUCUGCCUGCUUCGGACUACAACUCCCAUCAGCUGAAGCCGCUGGAGAGCCCCAAUUUGGUGGGGGCUGAAUUAUGAGCGGUACUUGAGAACCCCCUCCCUGUCGCUUCAUUCAUGCAUUUUUUGCUUGCAUCGAUGAUGACAUUUUGGGCAGGCUCAACACUGGGAGGGGGGGUGGGAGUGUUCUUUCCUAAAAUCAUCUUGUUUGUGUGAUGCAAAACAAGGCCUGACUGCUGCCUCCUUCACCCCCCCCCUUCCAUGCUGCCCCAUUUCAAUAUUAGUGCUUUUUAAAAAAAGAGAAUUGUGGUCUUGUACCCCACCCCACCCCCAAAUGUAUAUCUCAUCACGUGCCAGACCCUGGACUUAUUCAAGGAAUUAAUAUUUUAAUUAAAAUAGUUUGCAAAAACUGCAUCAGAUCCAUUGGUCUAAAUGGUGUGUGUGUGUGCAUAUUUGCAGGUGUGUGUGUGUGCUGAGAGGGCCUGAGCAAACCAGAAAUCCCCACUGAGGGAAGCCAUUUGCAUUUUUAAUUCCAUCCGGAUACAGGUUCUAUUUCCUGUUUCCUGUGAUGGGUCAGUAAGAAAGCCAGAUUUUAAAUUUGUGCUUUUUUUCCUGCUUUCUGAAAUGAUUGGCAAACCGGAUAGAUGUUUGAGAAAAUCUCAACCUUCCAGCCGUGUUCUUCAGCCUUGGGUCCCCAGAUGAUCAGGGAUGAUGGGAGUUGUAGUCCAACAACUUCAGGGGACCCAACUUUGAAGAGCGUUGUGUGGUCUACUUGCAUCCCUCCCCUUCCCCCCCCCCAAAAAAAGCUUGUUAGCAUCGUUCAUUCAUUUCAUAUUUAUCCCUAGAAGCUGCCUUCUGGUGUUCUCCCUCCCUCCCUCCCAUUUAUUUAUUUUUAGCUGAAGAAUCUGGGGCCCUCUAGACUUCUAUGCACUACAGCUCUCGCCACGGUCCCUGUCCAUUAUCCCUGCUGGCUGAUGAGUAACAUCUGCAAGGGACAACAGGCUCCCCUCCCUUGACUUGUGGUGGAGGAGCAUCUCUUCAUCUUUCUCCCGGUGGCCUUACUCAGCCUUCUCCACAAUGUCCUGACAUCAGCAGUGGAAUCUGCAAAGCCGCCUUUAGGCCACCUGGCCCCCUUCAAGAGCUUUGGGCAGGGCGGGUGGGAGUUGUAGUUUAAAACAUCUGGAGGGCACCAGGUGGGCAAAAAGACCGUUGUAAAGGAACAAGUCCAAACUGCAACUGCCUUGAGCAACAGGAGCUGUAGGAGCAAUUUCAGGUGGGAGCCUACCUUCUCUUUGGGGCUUUGAAGCAGCUUCCCUCCUCUCUAUACAUUUUUUUGAGAAAAUAAAAUCCCACCGAGUUGCCUAGUCCAACCCUCUACUAUGCUCUCCAACUUCCUAGCUUUCUGUUUUGAGGGUGGUAGAGCCAGAGCAGUCUGGCAUCUUGUGACAUCUGUUUUUUAAAAAGCCACAACGCCCCCCCCC
This is a messenger RNA of Zootoca vivipara (common lizard), 7566 nucleotides long. It is a transcript of the gene TAOK1, whose product is annotated as TAO kinase 1. The record is from RefSeq and is a predicted model, not a curated record. Gene Ontology annotation, molecular function: protein serine/threonine kinase activity; ATP binding. Gene Ontology annotation, cellular component: cytoplasm. NCBI's taxonomy places the organism in Eukaryota, Metazoa, Chordata, Lepidosauria, Squamata, Lacertidae. Gene Ontology annotation, biological process: protein phosphorylation; regulation of cytoskeleton organization.